UGAGACGGUGAGUGUUCGGAAAUACGUGACGGGUAUGAAUUUAUUUGUUUCGAUGGACUAUGAAUGUUAAACUAAUGUAUGUAUAAAAGCCAAAGUGGCCCGGCGCUGUAAGAAGAAAAUUAUUUUUAGAACGUGCAUAUAUACACUGGGAACAUUAUGUGUUCGGUUCGUAAUGACUGUUUUCGUGUAAAUCGUGAUUGUUUGGUUAAAAUAUGUCGUGUACGUGAAUUGUACAUUUAUUCGGUUUGUGUGAAAUGAAUUUAUUUGGAAGUUCAAGAGUUUUCCAUAGAGUUUUCGAGAAAAAAGAACAGGCUUUCGUCGCAUGCGUGGCCACUAUAUUUUGACUACAUUAAGUCAUGUAACGAAGAAACGCAAAAAAUAGACUGGCUUUUCGGAACACGGCAUGGACGUUCGGUGGACAGCAUUCUUCACGACAUUUAUGCCUUUGCUGUCGUGUUUCUUUGACAUUACAGUGACAUACAAGCAAGAAAGGGUUUGUUAUUUUCCCGAACGAUGGGAGGGAGAGUGGUUUCAGUCUGGCGUUCGGCAAUCCAUUGUUAUUGAUGGACCUCGGCUAAGCAGCAAAGGUCGAUGCCUAGACUCUGAUGGAGAUAAGUUCCUAGUUGUAGAUGAUAAGAGGGCGUGCUAUCGCUGUGUAGUGAUUCACGAAAAACACGCCAACGUGCUGCAGUACAAAGAAACUUUUUGUCAUCCACGAACUUCGCUGGCCUCACUAUGUAGUUUCAUAACAGGCGACGCCCUCCUGUAUUCAAUGUUUCGGGUUGGUGCCAUUCCGGUACCUUGCCCUUUUCGAGGACCUUUCGUGUUUACCUACAACCGGGGUCACGGUGAAUGCCGAUCGCCAGUGUCCAGCGUUGACGCCUGUACAGAAGAAAGUCGGUUGUUACUCAGUUAUCAGGCAUGUCCAGACGUGCAUGGAUCAGAAAGCACUGUGGAGGAGCUCCAGUGCCUGGCGGCGUGGAAGGAAGGAAGUGCGCGCUAUCUCGUCGGAAAAGUCCACCAUAAUCAUGCCACGUCUAACGAGGACCGUUUCAGGUGCUUUGUGUAUGAGAAAGCGUCCACAAAGUCCGAAGCGAUAGACGGAAUUGAAUUCCGAGUGGCGCAGAGUGGCGACGCCACGUGUAACGGACUGUUCAGCGCGACCGAGGGCAGCAGGACGAUAACUCUCAAAAGGGUUCCCUCGCCGAGCGACUGCCGUUUCCCAUCAUGGCUGGCGGGCUUGAAUCACUGGCACUCUCUAGAUUACUCCAUUACCUACAGCUUUCAUCAUCGGAACUCAACACUUAAGAUAACCAACUCGUCCGGAUUCGAAAUGCGCAUAGUUUGCACCCAAAUAAAACCGACGACCAGGGAAAACUCCGCCAUGUUGCUGACACAUUUUACCAGAGGAUGUGAAAGUGGUUUUAUGUGUAUGCUGUUCCAACGGCGGGAUAUCUACGUUGUCGAGGUCCAAGUGGGGGCUCAGACGAAACGCUCUGAAGACGCUUGCGCUGCUCCUUACUUCAACAAGUCGAAUAUACCUUACACAACAUUAGUCA
Agrilus planipennis (emerald ash borer) is the source of this 1559-nucleotide messenger RNA. RefSeq lists its product as uncharacterized. Lineage: Eukaryota; Metazoa; Arthropoda; Insecta; Coleoptera; Buprestidae. The transcript has 9 exons. The record is from RefSeq and is a predicted model, not a curated record. The annotation marks the transcript as partial.